AUGCGCCGUCCGGGAACGCUGCCCAAUUCCGGCACGUCCGGCCAUCGUCCCGCCGCCACCAUGGAGGACGGUACCACCACGCCACUGAGCGUCACCGGCGAUAAUUGCACAUCGACCGGCGGCAGACUACAUUAUUCCAAUCACUCUUUACGCCGUACACCGCAGCCGCCGCCCCAUCUGCCAUCACGCGACACCGACAACCCCUCGGAAAGAACGCAGAACGACUCGAGGCUUCAGAACGGCAUACCCGGACAGCAUCACGCGCCUCCGCCUCUCCCCUCGAGACACCAGUCGUCCUGUAGCCAAUCUUCCUACCCCACCCUGCCAAUGAACGGCCACGCGACUCAUCAGUACCAUCAUUUCCCCCGCGAGAAGGAGAGAUCGUCAGCUCGCGAGAGGAGUCGCGAUCGAGAUGUCGGCGUUCAAUCCGUCCCUCAUCGGUCCGACAAGCACCGUGACCUUCAAAUGGAGAUGGAGAUGCGCGACGGGCUGGACAUGGGCGAGAUAGGGACGUAUCGAGCGUAAAACCGACGUACGCGCGAUGAAAACGGGAACAAGGUGGACUCGUUUCGGUGAAGGGUAGAAUAGGCCGAGUGAAUUGAAUCGAAGACUGAAUCCGAACGUUGAGUAAGGGACUCUGAUGGUGAACGAAAUUGAAACGGGCCUCACUUUGCGCGUCUUCGCCCAAUUCUCUCGUAAACGCAGUGGACACGGUCGAAGGAGCAAAGGCGCAUCGGAGGCGUUAAGUCAGCGAACAAUAUCGAUCGAUGGCCGAUCACGAAUGGAAUUGGCGAGCUCGUAGGUAAAUCAAUUCGAAGACUGAUCGCGACAGACGUCGGUGAACAAUAUCGACAAGUUAUUAACUGAUACCGGUACAUUCCAAUCACCUGUCUGCCAGUCUUCACUGGGAUCGGCGAACGCCAAUUCGGAUCAAAUUGGAGCGUUUUAAUCGAAUUGAAUUUCUCUGAACGUUGAUUAUACCGUAUCCCUAUGUAGACGGUUCAACAAGAGAUCUUGUGCUUUGGUUAAACACUUUUUUGCUGAAAAUUGUGUCGAGGAACCAAAAGGAAUGUACGGGAACGUGUCCGAAUUAUUUUGAACGAAGGUAAUGCUUCGCAUCGCGAAUACAAAGGUUCAUACGUCCGAUGAAAAUAAAGAGACUCGAGGAAGAACCAGGAUUAGUUAUACACGCGAAUCAAACGGGAGGAUCGAUAAUGAAAACGUCACGACACCGAAAGAAAAUCCGUUGAAAGGAAUAAUGGCCGACUGGUUAUCGAGAAUUUAUCAGAAGGUAUCGAUACGUUUCGCUAGACGUUGGACGUUGGACAUUCUCGUCACAAUGGCCCAGGGCACGCUGUAAGGACUCCGCUGUAAAAGAACGAGGUUCGUAAAGCAAGAUGGAUCGGAUUAAAGAACUUGCAUGUGGAACGUCCGUGAAGAACUGCGUCAAAGAGACCGACAGAGGGCAAGAUCAGUGUUGGUUGCUACAAUGGUUUUACGUGCGACUAUGAGACGAUCGUCUUCAUCUUGAAUAGGAAGACGGUCGUGUGCUCGAGACGUCGUGUGACUUUGAAGAUCCUUCGCAAAGAAUUCGUGAAAAUGGAACGAGAAGAGAAGUGGUUAAAAAAAAGAAAAGAGAGAGAGAGAAGAUAAAAAUUCCAGUUGAGAACAACGUUCAACAAAUGUUCCAACAAAUGCUCUCUCAUGACACAUCGUUUGUAAACAUCACUUUGAAAAGUUCGUACGGUGAAACAGCCGUAUCGAAAUCUGUAGAAGCGAGAUCGUCGGUUGCUCACAAAUGUUUUCGAUGGACGUUGUAUGGAAAUCGCACAUGGCGAGAUCAUGGUGAAAAUCGUUGUGAAUUUUCAAGCGCCUUAGAAAGCGAAUAACUUGAGAACAAAGGCGUGAAAUCGUAUUCAGAAUACUCUAGUAAGGAUUUCGAUCAUUCGUUUUAUCGCGUAUUCCCAGCGUUUAUUACGUCUAUGUAUAUUUCGUAUUUAUUAGAUAACUUUAUACUUGUAUUAAUCUUUAUAUCUAUUGUUUUAUUUGUAAGGAUUUAAGAAGGGUCGCUUUAUUUACGUCGAAGACCGAAUGCUUUUUUACAUUUGCUUGAAGUAUGUAAAUUUUUUAUUCGCAAAGAGUGAAUCGAUCAGUCUUGUUUGUAAAUUAUUGUAAAAUUAUUUUCUAAAUUUAAUCGUAUACAAAACAAACGAACGAAAAAUGUACGAAUUUGUAAUAGAACAUGUAUCUUCUGAAUACGAUUCCUAAUAAAUGAAUGCUGGCACGAAGCUGCGCGACAUAUAUUCGUGUACUUUGAAACAUUAUACAAAGUCGACCACUUAAUUAUACCUAAACAGUCACGUGUUACAACAAAAGGCGAUCUCAAGUUCGAUAGCGUGUCAUUGCACAACCUAAUCGAAGGAAGGAAGGUGGUAAAAUCGAAGGAAUUUGCAAGUUCGAAAGUAACCUCGACUGCCAAGAAUAAUCGCUCAACUGAAUAUUCUCUUGUCCUUCACGAAUCUGAAACGUAAAUCUCUAACGAACUUUCCUGGACCGGAAGGAACUUUCGUGAAACUAGAACUCGAUCGUGAACUUAGGCUUCAACUAUUCAGGGUGACAAUACACUGUCUCGUGCUCUUUCAAAUCACCAUUCAACUGUACUUAAAACACUCAUUUAAAAUUACCUUCUCUUAUUCUUUAAAUUCAUAUUACUGUUAUUUUUCUAUUCUUUUGCUUUAUAAUUAUAGUACGUUAUUUAAAAAAAGAAAAUGGUGAAACAAUAAAUCUUCUUUCCCCGAUACUGAUGAAUAAUAAAUUCAAAUCUUUAUGCA
Molecule: messenger RNA, 2831 nt
Organism: Frieseomelitta varia
Lineage: Eukaryota; Metazoa; Arthropoda; Insecta; Hymenoptera; Apidae
Exons: 1
Coding region: 1-525 (174 amino acids)
Source: RefSeq, a predicted model, not a curated record